Oppiella nova is the source of this 394-nucleotide messenger RNA. The record is from the annotation of a GenBank genome assembly. NCBI's taxonomy places the organism in Eukaryota, Metazoa, Arthropoda, Arachnida, Sarcoptiformes, Oppiidae.
UAAAGCUUCCGUUAACUCUAAACAAAUUCUUGGAACAAACAGUUAUGGAUUCCGAGACCUUCUUCAGCCGUUGGAAGAAUCUAAACAAUCCCUCACAAGAGGCUCAGAAGAUAUUCAAAGCCAAACACGGAAUGGACGGCGAAGUGACCAAAACUAAGUUAUUAGGCUUUGGCUUUGGGUUACUGGAAAACGUGGACCCAAACCCCGAGAACUUUGUUUGCGCCGGUAUUGUACACAGUAAGGCUGUUCAAGUGGGAGUGCUACUCAGACUGGAGCCUAACAUGCAGGCACAGAUGUAUCGCCUGACGAUUAGGUCGAGUAAAGACACGGUUUCCCAACGUAUUUGUGAACUUCUUUUUGAACAGUUUUAAUAUAUUUUACAAUAAUAUUCAUU